AGCGUCCAUCAACUCUUGAAGGCUUCACUCAGCCAAUUAGCAACGACCAAGGACACAUUUUGCCAGGGAUCCCACGCUCUACAAAGAGUCCAUGGGGUGAAUUUGUGGGGACAUGGGAUAUGAAAAAACCUCCUCUCAGAACAAAGACUAUAAAGACAAAUGCAAUGUCCACAAGCUUGCAAAAGAAUACAGAGCCUCCUGCACGCACUCCAAGCCCUAAAGAAGAAGUCACUGCAGACAAAGCAAGGACUCCAACACCUCAGCAAGAAGAAGUACAGACACCAAGCCCGCAAGAAGGGAAAGCAAGCCCACGUCCACCAAGCCAGAGUAGUCAAUGUAAAAAGUCACCCAGCCCUGUGGUGGCAAAAACCCCUGAACCAGCUCCUCCAUCUCCUGUUAAGAGCCCUGCCCAAGAGAAUAAUUCACCCAAGAAUACAGUUAUGUUUUCUGACCCAGCUUAAUGUCUGUCUAGCACCUUGUACUCUACAAGUUAUCCAUUCUCUAAGCAAUUGCAAAAAAUAAAUAUACCAAUUUGUGAGACCUUACCUGACAUUGACCAAGUGAAGGUAAAGAUGUUCUUGCAACAUUAAAUAAAUUUAUGUAUUAUCCCAAGAAUUUUACAAGAACAAAAUUAAGCAUGCCCACCUAAUAUUACCCCUAUAACCUACUCCUAUUUUCUGCAACUAUUGAAGACUACUGCUUAAGGCAAUUAGUGGCUCAUUAACUCCAACAAAAAUUCCCCUUACUAUCUAGGGCAUGGUCAGGGUGUCUUGAGGUGCCUAUGAACCCCCCUGAAGAGGUAAGGACCCAUCUAAAUCAAACAUGAAGGCAUAUAGGCCCCAGGCCUUAGUUGUUGAAGGGUGGAUAACACUAUCCACUGGAUAAAUUGCUAUCUAGUGGAUAGCACAGUAUGUUUUGCUAACAGUUUUCUGCUGGAUAGUGAUUUAUCCAUUGGAUAGCAUUACUGCCCUUUGACAACUACCCUCUAGUGGACAAAUGGUCAGGAUUUUGAGACAUAGGUGCUUCUGGACAUUAUGCCUCCCCCUUGUCAGCAGAUUGGCAGGAGCAAUAAGCCAGGAAAGGAGGCUGAAUAGGUAGUUACAAGCUACCUGUUGUCAGAAAAAAAUAUCUGAAAGAAUUAAGGGCAUGUAAAAACCAAUCGUCUUCCUGCUUGUGCAACAACUGACUAAAAAAAGUUUUCAGAAGAGCAACUCAACAAAGUAAAGUUUCCUGUAGUGUUGAAAUAGUCAGAGUUGCUAAUUUUCAGAAAAUCAAACCAAACAAUCAAAUUUCUGGUUUGCUGCAACCUCCAUCAUUGAGUUGAUAACUCAGACAUCUUACAGUGAAUCAGGAUUUCCCAAAGGAAGAAUCACCUUUUUUGUGGCAGUUCUUGCUCUCUGAAUGUCAUGGAAAAUUUGGCUUCAAGGUGUUUUAAUCCAAAACAUUGUUGAUGAAAUCACUACAUAUAGUUUGGCUAUUAUGGUUUACCUUUUUUAUUAAUAUGGAAAUUGUUACUGUUAACAGUGGUUCGAGAGCUAGUUAAACAAGGAGUUAAACUCA
Molecule: messenger RNA, 1560 nt
Organism: Pocillopora damicornis (cauliflower coral)
Lineage: Eukaryota; Metazoa; Cnidaria; Anthozoa; Scleractinia; Pocilloporidae
Product: protein Flattop homolog
Biological process (GO): cilium organization
Cellular component (GO): ciliary basal body
Source: RefSeq, a predicted model, not a curated record